Messenger RNA from Brienomyrus brachyistius, 1501 nucleotides. RefSeq names its product eukaryotic translation initiation factor 4E type 2-like. Gene Ontology annotation, molecular function: RNA 7-methylguanosine cap binding; translation initiation factor activity. Gene Ontology annotation, cellular component: eukaryotic translation initiation factor 4F complex; cytoplasm. The record is from RefSeq and is a predicted model, not a curated record. Bases 218 to 871 code for a protein of 217 amino acids. Lineage: Eukaryota; Metazoa; Chordata; Actinopteri; Osteoglossiformes; Mormyridae. The transcript has 7 exons. Gene Ontology annotation, biological process: translational initiation.
CACACUUUUGUACGUAGUAUUGACAGGGGCUGCGUAAUGAAUGGUUUGUCAGUUGUAGAACUGGACUUGAGAUUUUUAAAUCAAAACUUUUAAUGAACUUUUUUCUCGCGUAACAUAAAUGUUCUAUGUAUUAAAUCGAUAUAAUUAGGUAAUUGUUCUAGAAAAAUCGGUUUAGCCGUGUAUACAACUUGUGAACGUUUAAGGAAGACGUCUGAAAAUGAGUCAGUUUGACGAGUAUUGCAGUUUGGAUGGCGAUGACAAUGGAAACCACCAGGUAGUCAACAGUAACGUGCCGGAGAAGACGGUCACGCCUGGAGUGGGGGAGCACCGUCUUCAGUACAACUAUACCUUCUGGUUCUCACGUCGCACGCAGAGUCGCCCCGCAAUCACACAGAGCUACGAGCAUAAUAUCCGGCAGAUCGGAACCGUGGCCUCGGUAGAGCAGUUUUGGAAACUGUACAGUCAUCUGGUCCGGCCUGGUGAUCUGACAGGUCACAGUGACUUCCACCUCUUCAAGGAGGGCAUCAAGCCCAUGUGGGAGGACAAAGCCAACAGGAGUGGUGGGAAGUGGAUCAUCCGGCUGAGGAAGGGGCUGGCCUCCCGCUUCUGGGAGAACAUCAUCCUGGCCAUGCUGGGCGAGCAGUUCAUGGUCGGAGAGGAGAUCUGCGGCGUGGUGGUGUCUGUCCGCUUUCAGGAGGACAUCCUGUCCAUCUGGAACAGGACGGCCAAUGACCACAUGACGACCUCUCGCAUCCGGGACACUCUGCGUCGGAUUCUGAAUCUUCCGCCCAACACCAUCAUGGAGUACAAGACCCACAACGACAGCCUCAGGGAUAAUUCCAGCUUCCGCAACACGAAGCUCACAGUCUGACCAGCAGCUGAUGGAGUGUGGAAGUGUGGGUGUGUCGGGUUCGAGGGCAACUGCCCUUCAGCUUUUCUACAAAUUAAGGACAUCAUAUUGUCUUCUCAAAAAUCGGCACAAACGGUGCAAAGCUGAAGCGGAAAGUACUGAAAAGAGGCUGUUUUAUUUUGUCGCAUCUGUAUAGGUAUACAUUAAUUUACUGGUACUAUUCAUUUGUGAGUUUUUUUUCUUUUUCAUUUCAGGUGAUUUUAUUUAUCUGUAAAUAGUAAUUGAUUUUUUUCACACUUGAUCAAGUUUUAGUUUAUGACGAUCAUUUUUCACAACUGAUUAUCUGGUACAUUUUGCGGUAAUUUUGGAUACCACGCCAGUAAGCAGGGGGCACACUAAAAGGGAGGGGGCGGAAAUUUCGUGAUUUAUAAAAGUAAUUUAUAUCGGUAGCGUAAUAUUAAUGCGUUCACUCAGGGACCAUUUAAAUAAAAAAAAUUACAGCUUAUAUUCAGCUCAAAUUGUAAAUGACGGCCUUUAGUUGCUUACAAUUGUCAUAUUCUUCCGACUUUGAAAAUCACAUGAUUGCACGAGUCUGUGGUGCGCCUUUACACAGGUUGUAACUAAUCGGUAAUAAAUGUAAGGACAAAAGCA